Molecule: messenger RNA, 840 nt
Organism: Hansenula anomala
Lineage: Eukaryota; Fungi; Ascomycota; Saccharomycetes; Phaffomycetales; Wickerhamomycetaceae
Exons: 2
Coding region: 1-840 (279 amino acids)
Cellular component (GO): mitochondrion
Molecular function (GO): delta(3,5)-delta(2,4)-dienoyl-CoA isomerase activity
Source: RefSeq, a predicted model, not a curated record
AUGUCAUUUAAAGAAUCAGAUUUUAAAAAAUUCAACCAUUUCAAUGUCAAGUCUAUUGGUGGUGAAGUGGGUGUGGUCCAUGUUGAAAUCAACAGACCUAAAGUGUUCAAUAGCAUGAGUGAAGAGACAUGGACUCAAUAUGGUGCAAUCAUCAACAAGUUAAACACACUCAAUGACGUUAAUGUCAUUGUGUUGAGUGGCACAGGAAAACAUUUUUGUGCUGGGAUCGAUUUGAAAGCCUCAGCCAAUUCUUUUCAACAAUAUAGUCAAAAGGGUGGUGAAUCAAAAGGACUCCAACACGUUAGUGAUUUCCAAAAUGAUAUCAAAUCUGGGGUUGAUGGUAGAAUCCCAAUCAUUUGUGUUAUACACGGUGUUUGUUAUGGAUUAGGACUUGAUUUGAUCUCUGCAACCUCGAUUAGAUUUGCCUCUAAAGAUUCAAGACUCUCAAUUAAAGAGAUUGACAUCGGAAUCAUGGCAGAUAUUGGUUCUUUAGAAAGAUUACCAUUCUUGGUGAACAAUAUUUCUAAAUUGAACCAAUAUGCACUAACUGCACAAGAAUUUAAUGGUCAAGAUGCUAAAGAUUUAGGAUUAGUUAGUGAUGUUUUUGCUAAUAAAGAGGAAGCUUUCGAAAACGCAGUUAGAUUAGCCAAAACUAUUGCAACUAAAUACCCACCAGCAGUACAUGGGACUAAGAAAAACUUGGAUUUAGUCACAAUUAAUAGUGAAUCUGUGAUUAAAGGUUUGGAUCAAGUUGCGCAUGAUAACGUUAAAUUGAUGACUGAUCCAGGUUUUGCUAAGUUCUUCAUCAAAUCACAACAAAAGAGGAAAUCAAAGAUGUGA